Molecule: messenger RNA, 777 nt
Organism: Panthera uncia (snow leopard)
Lineage: Eukaryota; Metazoa; Chordata; Mammalia; Carnivora; Felidae
Gene: CZIB
Product: CXXC motif containing zinc binding protein
Exons: 8
Coding region: 110-592 (160 amino acids)
Molecular function (GO): zinc ion binding
Source: RefSeq, a predicted model, not a curated record
ACGCCGGAGGUCUGCACCCGGGUGCGCUAGCGGCGCCCACCGUUUACGACGGGCCGGAAAGUAGCGGCCGCAGCCAGUGCCGGGCCUGGUCGGGCCGAGCCGGGCCAGUAUGGGGAAAAUUGCGCUGCAGCUCAAAGCCACGCUGGAGAAUGUCACCAACCUCCGGCCCUUGGGCGAGGACUUCCGGUGGUACCUUAAGAUGAAAUGUGGCAACUGUGGUGAGAUUUCAGAGAAGUGGCAAUAUAUUCGGCUGAUGGACAGUGUGGCACUGAAGGGAGGUCGUGGCAGCGCCUCCAUGGUCCAGAAGUGCAAGCUGUGUGCAAGGGAAAACUCCAUCGAGAUUUUGAGCAGCACCAUCAAAUCUUACAAUGCUGAAGACAAUGAGAAGUUCAAGACAAUUGUAGAGUUUGAGUGUCGGGGCCUUGAACCAGUUGAUUUCCAGCCUCAGGCUGGGUUUGCUGCCGAGGGCGUGGAAUCCGGGACGGUCUUCAGUGAUAUUAAUCUUCAGGAGAAGGACUGGACUGACUAUGACGAAAAAGCUCAGGAAUCUGUGGGAAUCUACGAGGUCACCCACCAGUUUGUGAAGUGCUGAACCCUCUUCCUGCACACUUGCCUCAAAGAACUGAGAAGGGACAAUGUGCCCCAAGCAGCAGAGCCCACUGAGGCUAAUCCCCUCAUCCCCUGUCUGCUGGAAGCUGUCUGAGCCCUCACAGCCUGCAUGCUGGGCUCUGCCACAGCUUCCCAAGCAUCACCAAUAAAGCCGCUGUUUGUGCUACA